GGUCACUCGUUAGCAGCACUGCGAAUGUUCAGAAAUCAAAUAGCAGCUGUUUAUUUAGAAUGUUUAUCAUCUUUACCGGUUAAUUCAUGCGCGAUAUUUAAAGAGCGUUUGGCCGAUUUAUACUUCUGAGCAUUGUUUCGCUAUACUUUGUUUUUAUGAUCAAAUUAAACCUAAACAUGGCAAAGUGAUAACUUGUUAGCUAUCAAGACUUCUUUAGUUUUCUGAUCAAGUGGUAUAACGUGAAGAAUUUCAGUGUCUGGAGAAAGUUUAUACCAGAUAAUACUAAAAUGCAGGAAAUAAUCACAACGGUCGAUCACCUCAAGUUUGAUCUAGAAAUUGCAGUAGAACAGCAAUUGGGCGCUCAACCACUGCCAUUUCCAGGAAUGGAUAAAUCCGGUGCUGCUGUGUGCGAGUUCUUCAUGAGAGCUGCCUGUAUGAAAGGUGGAAUGUGUCCAUUCAGACACAUAAGUGGAGAAAAGACUGUGGUGUGCAAGCACUGGCUUAGAGGUUUAUGCAAGAAAGGAGACCAAUGCGAGUUUUUACAUGAGUAUGACAUGACAAAGAUGCCUGAGUGCUAUUUCUACUCCAAAUUUGGAGAGUGCAGUAACAAAGAGUGUCCAUUCUUGCAUAUUGACCCAGAGUCUAAGAUUAAAGAUUGCCCGUGGUAUGAUAGAGGAUUUUGUAAACAUGGUCCGGAUUGCAGGCACAGACACACGAGAAGAGUCAUCUGUGUAAAUUACCUUGUCGGCUUCUGUCCAGAGGGCAAGUCGUGCAAAUUCAUGCACCCAAGAUUUGAACUGCCUAUGGGUGCGACUGAACAGCCACCACUGCUUCAGCAAGCACAGUCUCAGCAAAAGCAGCAAAACAUGCAGCCCAUGAACAGGUCAUCACAUUCUCUCAUUCAGUUAACCAACUCCAAUAUAUACAACAACCAGAGAACACCAAACGCUGUUGGGAUAGUGCAUCCUAAUAGCAACAUGGGCGGAUCUCGUGGUCCUCGUCCACUGGACCAAGUUACAUGUUACAAGUGUGGUGAGAAGGGCCAUUAUGCAAAUAAAUGCACAAAAGGACACCUGGCUUUCCUGAGUGGACAGUAAUGGUUUUCUACAAAAAAAAAGGAUCUCUCAAAAUUGUGGCUGUCACUUGCAGAUUGAGAUGCUCGAUUCCUGGUACAUUAACCCUUUACUGCAAAGCUGUAGUUGACUGACGUACAUGUGCCAAGCACUCUUGUGAGCGAGCGUGCACGCACCACAGCAUGCAUGUUUUCUACAGGCAGAAUGAAUGGCCAAUGAAACCUUUUUGAUAUUUUUUUUCUUUCCUAUAAAACUACCUGCCUCACAUUCAUACUUUGAAAUGCGAGUCUUUUGUAUCAAAGCUACAAGCUCUUUAUUACUGAAAUGUAAAGCAAUGCUGACAUUAGAGACAAAUCUAUUAAGCAUUCUCUUAGAGAGAACAUUGCAUCUCAUAUGGUUAUUAUUACAAUUAGCAGCAAUGUUUAAUUGAGAAUUGAAUAGGCAGUAAGGGCAAAACUUGGUAGUAAAUCAAGAUGAUUGAUGGUAUUUGGGAUAGGAUUUGUGAUGUUGUACCUCUUACUACAAUAAAGAUUCAUCUGGAUUUAUGAAGCCUUGUUCUCUGGCAUGUUUUAUCUAUAUUCCACAACAUGAAGAAUGUAACAAUAAUAGAUUUAUAUAGUAAUCGAAUAGUAAUUUUGUACUUCUCUUUACUCUGGCAAUACAAUGUAUUUCAAGGAAUAGUUCACCCAAAAAUGAAAAGUAUCUCAUCAUUUACUGACCAUCAUGCCAUCCCAGAUGUGUAUGACUUUCUUUCUUCUGCUGAACACAAUUGAAGAUUUUAGAGGAAUUUCUCAGCUCUGUAGGUCCACACAAUGCAAGUGAAUAGUGACCAGACUUAAAACCAUGUAAAGGAAAUCAUAAUACUUUAGUGGUUAAGAAAACAUCUUCAUAAGCAAAAACAAUAUAUAGGUGGGUGAGAAACAGAUCAAAAAGUAAGUCCUUUUUUUUACUCUAAAUCUCCACAUCUGAAAGUGCAUGUUUAGUAAGGACUCAAAUAUUGACCUGUUUCUCACCCACACCUAUAUAUUGCUUCAGAACAUAUGGAUUACUUUUAUGUUUCCU
Xyrauchen texanus (razorback sucker) is the source of this 2135-nucleotide messenger RNA. Its product is annotated as cleavage and polyadenylation specificity factor subunit 4. NCBI's taxonomy places the organism in Eukaryota, Metazoa, Chordata, Actinopteri, Cypriniformes, Catostomidae. The transcript is spliced from 8 exons. The coding region runs from base 288 to 1097 and encodes 269 amino acids. The record is from RefSeq and is a predicted model, not a curated record. Gene Ontology annotation, molecular function: RNA binding; zinc ion binding.